AAAAUUUAAAAAGAAGGCAAAAAAGAACGCAAAAUAACUUAAAGGAUAAAAGUAGAAAAAGAUAUAAAAAAUCUAAAUUUUAAACUUACAAAUUAAAAAAUAAAAUAUUACUCCAAAAUAAACGGAGAAGAAAAAAUCUGGUGGAAAAUGCUUUUUAUAGUUACGAGUUACGACAGAAAAAAAAUAGGAGUACUUAAUUACCACCGUUGGCUUGUCCAAAAUUCCCGGUAAAAUUAACCCAUAACAAAAUUUCUUACCCAGGAAAAUAAAUCAACAAACCCUUCCAAUUUUCAUUUUAACCAUCAUUCAUCAUCCCUAAUUUAUCUGCAAUUUUCUUUCAAUUGAUCAAUCAAUCAAUGAAUUCCGCCAUGGAUCUAAACCCUAAAAACUUCCCAAUCCUCUCCUACGUAAUGUCUCGUCUUCCAUCUUCAAUCUCAUCUUUUCGUUCUUCAUCGUCUCCAUCUUCGUCAACUGCUCACGACAUCGAACAACCUGCGUUUUCAUCAUCACCAUCAUCAUCAUCAUCGGAAACUUUCCAUGAUCCUCUUGUUGAAAGCAUGCCAUAUCUCAAAGAUCCUGAAGUUAUGGCAGCUAUGCGUGAAGCUGUUUCCGAGAUCUCUCAAACUCGCUCCAUUCUUCAAGUUCUUGGUGAACGUCCUGAUCAUGAAUCUAUUGAUAUUUCGAAAUCGAAGCUCAAAGAAAUUGAAUCGAUUCUUGCUUCGCAGCUUGAGGAGGUCGCGCUUUCUUCUAAACUGGAUGAUGGUGAUAAGGAAAGGGAGAAAUUGGAGAGGGAGAAAGCGAUGUAUAAGGCUGUUAUUCAACUUGAUGAAAUGCACGAUGCGUAUGAGAAGGUGUUGAGGAAUGCUGAAGAGAAAUUAAUGAAGGUUUAUGAUUCUGCUGUUAGAGAGAAGACAGAAGGAGCUGUUGAAGAUGAGCACGGUGAAAUGGUUGAGGAAGUUAAUGAAGAAGUUGUUGCGGUUUUGAAGGAUGAGAAUGUUGAGCAGGUUGAUUUGUCUGGGAGAAAAUUAAGAAUUCUUCCUGAAGCUUUUGGAAAACUUCGUCAUCUUGUUGUUCUAAAUUUGUCCAGCAAUCAACUCCAGUUUAUCCCUGACUCGAUAGCUGGAAUGGAAAUCCUUGAAGAGUUGAAUCUGUCCUCCAAUACUCUGCAAUCACUGCCAGACUCCAUUGGCCUGCUGCAUAACUUGAAGAUCCUCAAUGUUUCUGGCAACAAGCUGACUGCCCUUCCUGACAGCAUCUGUCACUGCAAGUCGCUGGUGGAGUUGGAUGCAAGUUUCAAUAACCUCGCAUACUUACCAACUAACUUAGGUUUGGAGUUGGUUAACUUGAAAAAACUUCUAGUUCAGUACAACAAGAUCCGCUCUCUUCCUACAUCCGUUGGAGAAAUGAAAUCUCUGCAACACCUGGAUCUGCACUUCAAUGAGCUUCACGGACUUCCUUUCACAAUAGCAAAACUUAAGAAUCUUCUGACCUUAAAUCUGAGCGGUAAUUUUAGUGACUUGAAGGAACUACCUGAGACAUUCAGCGAAUUAGAAAAUCUAGAGGAACUAGACUUGAGCAACAACCAGAUUCAUGCACUUCCCGAUACAUUUGGCAGGCUAGAGAAAUUGAGGAAGAUCAAUUUGGAUCAAAACCCGAUUGUCAUUCCUCCCGUUGAGGUUGUGAAUGCUGGGGUUGAAGCAGUGAAGAGUUUCAUGGUGAAGAGAUAUAAUGAUCUCUUAUUGGAGGAAGAAGAAAGACAAAAGCAACAGAUGCAAGCAGAACAAGAGACUGGAUGGCUAAAACGAAGUGUUUCUAAGAUUAAUGAUGUUGUUACAAAAGCUUCCGAAUAUCUUGGAACUCCUCGAAGUCCUCGUGACCCUUGCCUUGAUCAGCAGCUAUGAUCAAUGUACGAUGAUUUCACCCCUUUUUCUCAAUUGCUUUCUUCUGGUGUUUCUAAUGAUCUUCAAGCUAUAAGUAUGUAGUCACUCUGCUCAGUUCUAUGCCCUUGCCCCACCUCAUUUCUGUUUCAUAAAAAGGCUGAUGUGGGCAGCUAUUCAGUUGUCAAUGAUAGGUUGCCCGUUUUCUCUAUAUUUAAUCCUUCCAAAUGAUUAUUGAUUUUGUUAGCUUACUUAAUUCUCCUCCAAUUGUCGUCUUUUUGACUUUGUAAUAUUGGAUCCAAAUCAAAUGCUGCAAAUUCAAAGGGACGGAGGAAUAUAGUUAAAUAAUUA
Amaranthus tricolor (Joseph's coat) is the source of this 2228-nucleotide messenger RNA. Its product is annotated as plant intracellular Ras-group-related LRR protein 9-like. The record is from RefSeq and is a predicted model, not a curated record. The transcript is spliced from 3 exons. Gene Ontology annotation, molecular function: protein binding. Bases 357 to 1901 code for a protein of 514 amino acids. Lineage: Eukaryota; Viridiplantae; Streptophyta; Magnoliopsida; Caryophyllales; Amaranthaceae.